Achroia grisella is the source of this 646-nucleotide messenger RNA. Its product is annotated as plasminogen receptor (KT). NCBI's taxonomy places the organism in Eukaryota, Metazoa, Arthropoda, Insecta, Lepidoptera, Pyralidae. The record is from RefSeq and is a predicted model, not a curated record. The transcript has 4 exons. Gene Ontology annotation, cellular component: plasma membrane. Gene Ontology annotation, biological process: positive regulation of plasminogen activation. The coding region runs from base 139 to 594 and encodes 151 amino acids.
AUUAAGGCACAGGCACAUAACAGUAUUCAGAUUUAAGUUAUAUACUUAAUUUCUUCUUAUAUUCUUAUUUAUUUGGAUCAAGGGCGUUGUUUGCCCUUUUGGUAUUAUAACACUUACAGCAAAUUUUAAAUAUUUAAUAUGGGGAAUUUAAUAAGCAUUAAUAUGGAAGAGAACUUUAAAAAAAAUCAAGAAUUUAUUCAGUCCAUGAGUAAAAUAAGGAUGGAGAGACAGAUUCAGUUGCAAUACCAGAUACAGGAGCGUCAAAUGGCAAUGCAAAUAGCUAAAAAUAGAGACUUUUGUUUAUGGUUUACUACAUUUUAUGUUACGGCUGCUGGUGGUUUGUAUACUGGUUUCCGAAGAACAAAGAGGUCCUAUCUUCUAUUUCCACUGAUACCAUUGACUUUUGUGACAUUAUAUUACUGGGACCUUGCUUAUGGCAACAAGAUACAUAGGAUCAGAAUGGAAGCUGAGCAUAUUAUGACUCAUGAAGCAGACUCGUUGGAGUGGCCUUGUGGUCUGCCAUCGCCGUCUUCAAUAGACCAAGGCGUUAUGGAAACAGAAGAGAAGAAGAAGAUUCACCCUCCACUUCUCUAAUGUGAAACACUCUUAUUGGGGGCCAUUAAUUAAUUAUGUCACACUUUAAGGG